Messenger RNA from Cebus imitator (Panamanian white-faced capuchin), 2829 nucleotides. RefSeq names its product potassium voltage-gated channel subfamily A member 6 (gene KCNA6). The record is from RefSeq and is a predicted model, not a curated record. NCBI's taxonomy places the organism in Eukaryota, Metazoa, Chordata, Mammalia, Primates, Cebidae. Gene Ontology annotation, cellular component: voltage-gated potassium channel complex; membrane. The transcript has a single exon. Gene Ontology annotation, molecular function: delayed rectifier potassium channel activity; protein binding. Gene Ontology annotation, biological process: potassium ion transmembrane transport; protein homooligomerization. Bases 642 to 2234 code for a protein of 530 amino acids.
CCCCGCGCCAGGGCGCCGGGGCAGCCCAGGGCCCUGUGCGAGGCCUGCGGCGCGGCUCCUCGGGAGGAGGUGGCAGCUGUGGCGGCCGGAACCGCGACCUUGGCCGGACCCAGCCCCGCGGUGGACGCAGGGCGGAGGCCGAGCACCGCCAGGAGUCUUUGCCGAGCCGGAGGGAGGCGCAUCUGGCGCUUCGGUACCAACGGGAGCCGGGGGUCCGGAACUGCUGGAGGAGCGCAGUGGGAACUGGGAAUAGCUAGACCGGCUGGAGGGCGGACCCCUGCGUUCCUGAACCGGGUCUCAAGCACCUCUGGCGGUGAAGCCACGCGUCUUUUCGGGCAGCCAGUUUGACUCGCCCCUGUGUGCCGUUCCGGGCAUCCCAGUAAGCUCUAGCUCCGGGGAGUGGGUAACGGGAAGCGCAGAGCCAAAUCCCCGGCGCCCAGGUCGCCUCCCUAGACCCAGCCUUGCGGGGACAGGGCUUCAGAGCUCACGGACCCGACAGCCAGGUCAGACCGCGAACCGGGAGAAGCGCGAGCCCCACCCUAAAGAGAGGGCGCAGCCGGGAGCUGGGGAGCGGGUGCCGCACUCCAGAGGUUGUGUCGUGGGCGCCGUCCUAGUGGCGGGGAGCGCACCGCCGAGGGGACAUGAGAUCGGAGAAAUCCCUUACGCUGGCGGCGCCGGGGGAGGUCCGUGGGCCGGAGGGGGAGCAACAGGAUGCGGGAGACUUCCCGGAGGCCGGCGCGGGCGGGGGCUGCUGUAGCAGCGAGCGGCUGGUGAUCAAUAUCUCCGGGCUGCGCUUUGAGACACAAUUGCGCACCCUGUCGCUGUUUCCCGACACGCUGCUCGGAGACCCUGGCCGCCGGGUCCGCUUCUUCGACCCCCUGAGGAACGAGUACUUCUUCGACCGCAACCGGCCCAGCUUCGACGCCAUCCUCUACUACUACCAGUCGGGGGGCCGCCUGCGGAGGCCGGUCAACGUGCCCCUGGACAUUUUCCUGGAGGAGAUCCGCUUCUACCAGCUCGGGGACGAGGCUCUGGCGGCCUUCCGGGAGGACGAGGGCUGCCUGCCCGAGGGUGGCGAGGACGAGAAGCCGCUGCCCUCCCAGCCCUUCCAGCGCCAGGUGUGGCUGCUCUUCGAGUACCCGGAGAGCUCUGGGCCCGCCAGGGGCAUCGCCAUCGUCUCUGUGUUGGUCAUUCUCAUCUCCAUAGUCAUCUUUUGCCUGGAGACCUUGCCCCAGUUCCGUGUAGAUGGGCGAGGUGGAGGGAAUGGUGGUGGUGUGAGCCGCGUCUCCCCAGUUUCCAGGGGGAGUCAGGAGGAAGAAGAGGAUGAAGAGGAUUCCUACACAUUUCAUCAUGGCAUCACCCCUGGGGAAAUGGGGACCGGGGGCUCGUCCUCACUCAGUACUCUUGGGGGCUCCUUCUUUACAGACCCCUUCUUUCUGGUGGAGACCCUGUGCAUUGUCUGGUUCACUUUUGAGCUCCUGGUGCGCUUCUCCGCCUGCCCCAGCAAGCCGGCCUUCUUCCGGAACAUCAUGAACAUCAUUGACUUGGUGGCCAUCUUUCCCUACUUCAUCACCCUGGGCACUGAGCUGGUGCAGCAGCAGGAGCAGCAGCCAGCCAGUGGAGGAGGCGGCCAGAAUGGGCAGCAGGCCAUGUCCCUGGCCAUCCUGAGAGUCAUCCGCCUGGUCCGGGUGUUCCGCAUCUUCAAGCUCUCCCGCCACUCCAAGGGGCUGCAGAUCCUGGGGAAGACCUUGCAGGCCUCCAUGAGGGAGCUGGGGCUGCUCAUCUUCUUCCUCUUCAUCGGGGUCAUCCUCUUCUCCAGUGCCGUCUACUUCGCGGAGGCUGACGAUGACGAUUCACUCUUUCCCAGCAUCCCGGAUGCUUUCUGGUGGGCGGUGGUUACAAUGACCACGGUAGGUUACGGGGACAUGUACCCCAUGACUGUGGGGGGCAAGAUCGUGGGUUCGCUGUGUGCCAUCGCUGGGGUCCUCACCAUCGCCCUGCCCGUGCCGGUCAUCGUCUCCAACUUCAACUACUUCUACCACCGGGAGACGGAGCAGGAGGAGCAAGGCCAGUAUACCCACGUCACUUGCGGGCAGCCUGCGCCAGACAUGAAGGCAACUGACAACGGACUUGGCAAGAGUGACUUCCCCGAGGCUAACCGGGAACGGAGACCCAGCUACCUUCCUACUCCACACCGGGCCUUUACAGAGAAAAGAAUGCUCACGGAGGUCUGACCCAUGUGGGCAGGGCCUGCAGCGGGGGAGCACUGAGCUAACAGUCUCUUAGGCUUCCUUCUCAUUUUCACUACUCACUCUAGCUUCAGUUGACUUCUUGACUCUCUCCCCUACAUCCACUACCUGGCAUCCAGGACCAAAUACCUGGACUAUCAGCCUUGUUGGCUAAUCCCUGCAGCAUUCAAGGUUAAUCCAUCUAAGUGACGUUUUUGAAAUUCCAACGGUGCCACCCAAUCAUGCCCAUCUUCUGUCACAUGGAUGAGACACACAUUCAGGUCUGACCUUCCCUCAAGACUGACUUUUCAUGUCUGGGACUUGUAAUAUCUCCAGGAACAGCAAUGUCAACAGGAUGGAAGCCAGCCAUACCUGAGUCUUUGUUCUCUCCUUAGUGCCCUUUGCUUUGGGUCAUGUGCGUUUCCUAGCUUUAGGCCACUUGGUAACUGGAAGAGGCUGGAGGACAGAAGCAGUACUCAACUUGCUGUUAUCCCAGUGCUCUGUAACACCCGCUGGGCAUCCUGCAGAUGACACUUGGCAGUGUCUUUAUUUGCACAGCCUCAAAAUAGGUUUUUCUUUUGGAAACUUGGGUGGAAUUAGA